Molecule: messenger RNA, 2408 nt
Organism: Hemibagrus wyckioides
Lineage: Eukaryota; Metazoa; Chordata; Actinopteri; Siluriformes; Bagridae
Product: POU domain, class 3, transcription factor 4-like
Exons: 1
Coding region: 156-1223 (355 amino acids)
Biological process (GO): regulation of transcription by RNA polymerase II; brain development
Cellular component (GO): nucleus
Molecular function (GO): RNA polymerase II cis-regulatory region sequence-specific DNA binding; DNA-binding transcription factor activity, RNA polymerase II-specific
Source: RefSeq, a predicted model, not a curated record
ACAUCAGCAAGGUGGUGAGCUUCGUUUCGAUUGGUGGUUGCGGCUGCCAGUCAUUUCACAGCCUGCCGCUUUGGCUCCAGAUUCUGGGAGAUGUCAAAGGCUGAAACUGCUCCCUUAGUCACAUUAUAACUAGUAGGGGGGAUCUCUGGUAAGCAAUGGCCACAGCUGCUUCGAAUCCCUACAGCAUUCUCAGCUCGACUUCCAUGGUCCACCCGGACGCCUCGGUCAUGCAACAAGGGGGAAGCCCUUACCGAAACCACCAGAAACUGAUCCAAAGCGACUACCUGCAGGGCGUGCAGAGCAAUGGACACCCGAUCGGGCACCAGUGGGUGAGCAGCUUAGCCGAGGGCAGCCCUUGGUCGGCGUCGCUCGAGCAGCAGGACGUAAAGCCAGGAAGGGAAGAUCUUCAGCUUGGGGCGAUCAUCCAUCACCGAUCGACGGCGCAUGUGGCGCACCACUCCCCGCACACGAAUCAUCAUGCGGGCGCAUGGGGCACGCCCGCAUCUCACAACUCGUCAUCCAUCAACCUCUACUCCCAGACGGGUUUCUCUGUUAACGGCAUGCACGGUGGCUUAACGCCGCCGCCACCGCCACCGAGUUCUGCUCCGACCCAGAGUUUGCAUCCCGGACUACGCGAGACGCCCGAGCCCGGCGAGCUGGGAGCACACCACUGCCUCGACCAUUCGGAUGAGGAGACGCCGACAUCAGACGAGCUCGAGCAGUUUGCCAAACAGUUCAAACAGCGCCGGAUCAAACUGGGCUUCACGCAGGCCGACGUCGGGCUGGCACUCGGCACGCUUUACGGCAAUGUGUUCUCGCAGACCACGAUUUGUCGUUUCGAAGCUCUGCAGCUCAGCUUUAAAAAUAUGUGCAAGCUCAAACCGCUGCUGAACAAGUGGCUCGAAGAGGCCGACUCGUCCACGGGGAGCCCUAGUAGCAUCGAUAAGAUUGCCGCGCAGGGCAGGAAGCGCAAGAAACGGACGUCGAUUGAGGUGAGCGUCAAGGGUGUGCUCGAAACCCACUUCUUGAAGUGUCCCAAACCAGCGGCGCAGGAGAUUUCGUCGCUGGCGGACAGCCUGCAGCUGGAGAAAGAGGUGGUGCGCGUUUGGUUUUGCAACCGACGGCAAAAGGAGAAGCGCAUGACGCCGCCAGGAGAGCAGCAAGGACACGAGGUUUAUUCACACACCGUCAACGCGGACAGCUCAUCUUGUCGUGAUCUCUGACCAAGAACGCUCUCAAAAAACGGAAAUCUUGGCUUUUCAUCUUUUAUUUUUUUACGGUGGCUCUUGCUUCUCCAACUCUCGAUAUUUUUCGCUUUCGUAAUCCCUUGAUGGAAAGAAGCGAAACUUCCCGAGCCCGAAAAACAAUAAGUGAGAUAUUGCCCUUCAGUUUUGACUUUCUUUUCAAUGAGAUGGGCAUUACUGAGACAGUGUUUAUUUGUAUCGCAAAUGGACGUUCUUUACCAAAAUGUUCUUUUUUCUAUCACGAAUAUGAAAAUAUUGUGCCUAUUAAAAGACCUCCCAGCGCCUUGGUUUAAAAAAGUCUACAAUUAUACAUCAGGUUGAGUAGGCUGGUCAUUUUUACGCAUAUUAUCGCAUGGUCUUUUUUAUUUGUCAUGUUGCGUAGCUUUCCAUGCGUUAGUGUUUAAUUUGCACAUUUCUGUAAUAAGCAGACAGUCUGCAGUGAUUGUUAUCUGAUGUAUUUAAUUUCAAUCGAUUUCCAUCGCUUAUGUCGACGGCCAUUUUAUACUUCUUGCUUAAAGCUUUCAUUGAAAAGCAUUCUAUCACUUUUGUUUUAUUUUAAUCCUGUCACUUAGCUGCAAUCAUGUCACUCUCGUGUACUUUUUUCCGUUCGAUAUUACAAGAAAGAAAUAAGUACAGAACUUCAGAAGCACGUAUGUAGUUUAUAGAAAUGUUGCUCUGAAAAGCAACGCACAAGCAGACAAGUAAUAUUUUAUGGUUGUGUGGGGUUGUUUUUAGUCAUCCAUCUUUGACCACAUUACUGUGUACUGAACACUAAAACCGAACAGAAAGCUACUGUGCCAGUGAAAGAGCUGCGCAACACUAAUAGCCUAGACCUAUUUUAUUGUACACGUUCAGUAUCUAAAGUUUUAUAAUCUUAAAUACUCCUGUUAUGGUUCGUUUCCUAAAUAUUUUUUCCAAUACUGUACAGUUUUGUAUAUUACAGACUUUUUUGAAUUUAUUAAUUUAAACGAAAUACCGUUUAGUUAUUCAUGCACUUAGUGAUGUAAAACACACAAAAAAGAUAUUUUCAUGAAAGAAAUUGACGUUUUCGGCUAUUCCAAAUUUAAGGUCAAGCGAUUAUUUAUUUUCAGUAUAAAGCUUGUAUUAUGUUUCUUGGAGCAGACUGUAUAAUGUAUGUUGGAAUAAAACAACUUGUUGGUAUAA